ACGCAGAGCUUCCCACUCGCCAUUCAAAAUAGAAAGCUCGCUACAAUUUGGCUCCUUCGAUUGGGGGAAAAAAAUUGGAUUUUGAAUGGAAAACAAACAGUCCAGUUCUCCGGCAAGCUUCGUUGAUUCGACAGUGGUUCCUGGGGAUGUGGUGCUCGACCUCUCCUCCAUGACCAGCCAGACCAUCAAACUAGGUGGUGGUCUCCGUCAGGAUUGUGAUGCUAUUUCUGCUAUGAAGGCCGGAACACUUAGGUUCUCGAAACCAAAUAAAUACUGGAUUGAAAGUUCGCAAAAAAGGUAUGUGCCUUGCGUGGAAGAUACUAUCCUUGGUAUUGUGGUGGACUCUAAAGCAGAUAAUUUUCUGAUUGACAUCAAAGGACCUGCAAUGGGUUUUUUGCCUGUGCUUGCCUUUGAGGGGGGGACCAGGAGGAAUAUACCAAAGUUUGAGGUUGGUACUCUUCUUUAUCUUCGGGUUGUGAAGGCAAACUUUGGCAUGAACCCUGAAUUGUCCUGCACUGAUGCCAGUGGAAAAGCUGCUGAAUUUGGCCCCCUCAAAGAUGGAUACAUGUUUGAAACUUCAACUGGCCUGUCGAGAAAGCUGUUAAGUUCACCAACAUGUCCGGUUCUUGAGGCUCUUGGCAAGAAACUCUCCUUUGAAAUAGCUGUUGGCUUAAAUGGCCGGGUUUGGGUGAAUGCUGCCUCUCCAGACACCAUUGUUGUUGUUGCUAAUGCAAUCAUGAACUCGGAAUCCCUAAGUGGAGCACAACAGAUAAUUAUGGUGGAUCAUUUACUUAAGAACAUUCAAUGAUGAGUUGGGAAAUUUUAUGGAUAACUUCUAAUCUGUGCUGUAUGAUCUGAUGGACUCACUGGUCGUCGUGUUGCUACGAGAGACAAAAAAAUGAACAGCGAGUCAAAGUUAUUGGCCUUAUAUGCAUAAGAUGAACAUGUAAAGAUCAUUUGGCCUUGUUCAAUUGCAAUCAUGAUUGCAAUAUCUUGAAUGUUGGCAUGUGUUUCGCUUUAUUGAGUAUUCCUCUAUAGAACUUUGAAUUAUCCUAGAAGGUAGCUGAGAAACACAAAAAGGCAGUGGUGUAUUUCAUUUGCUAUAAAAUCCAUUUCUCUUUCUAUUGAAAA
Molecule: messenger RNA, 1131 nt
Organism: Gossypium arboreum
Lineage: Eukaryota; Viridiplantae; Streptophyta; Magnoliopsida; Malvales; Malvaceae
Exons: 10
Coding region: 86-808 (240 amino acids)
Biological process (GO): U4 snRNA 3'-end processing; CUT catabolic process; TRAMP-dependent tRNA surveillance pathway
Cellular component (GO): nuclear exosome (RNase complex); cytoplasmic exosome (RNase complex)
Molecular function (GO): RNA binding
Source: RefSeq, a predicted model, not a curated record